GAGGGUCUGUUAUCUAUGGAAAGAGAGUUUUUACGGAGUUAAAAUCUGUUAUACGUAUGUUUAUUUUUAUUUUGUUUUAAAUCGCAUAUUUGGUCAGCAUGGCUGUGACUGACGCAGUGCUGCCACCCAUCACAUCGUUUCCAGAAGGGAAACUUUCUCAGUUUGACCUGCGCAAGGUGGAUGAGUGUGGAACAGGCUGCGCAACAGGUGGCGCAGAUAUUCCGCUCAUCCAAGUGGAGUUCAGCAUUGUGCACUCUCCAGCUUUACCACCAAAAGAUGACGACGAGCUGGGCAAAUUCUUGGACCUCGAGUUUAUUUUCGCAAACACGGUCGGUUCUGAAAAUAAUGGCAACAUGUCUACGCAGCAGCGACAGUGCGCAUAUUCUCUGCCGGAGUCGCCUGAGAGUUGCAGUGGCAGCUCUGCGCUCGACAGCAGCGACCAACCCACGACUCACCUCGCCGCGCAGGGUUACCACGGCGCAGGAAGCUUCGUCGGUUCCAGCCCAGUUCAGAGUCUGAUGGCGGAGCUUGUUACGCCAGAGAUCGGCUACCACGGAGAGAGUUCGCCAGACAGUGCCGGGAACAUGAGAGACGCGCGGGAGUACACCGAGCUGCGCGCUUUGAAUCCGGUCGCCAUUCCGGCUCUUGGAUACAAAAUUAAGACAGAAUCCGCGAGCCAGUCCUGCAUGAUGGCCGGUGCUGGUGGGGACUUUAUGGGGCACGCGUAUGAUGAGAAACACCGCGUGCGCAUCGUGCAUCCUGCUUUUACGCACCACCAAGUGCCACUCUCAGCCUCUUUAACGGGGUUCAGCGCGCAUUCCGUGCAGCACGCUGCUCCUCAGGGACGCACAGACUGCCACGAGAACCCUCACCAUCACCAUCUGCAAACCCACUACAUGAACGCGCACUACGAACCUCAGUACGCGUACCAGUUUCACGGACAAUACAGCAUGAACAGAGAGCAGCAAAUGCGCGUUCAUCACCACCACCACCAGCAGCAGCAGCACCAUCCAGCUGCCAUGCAGGGGAUGAUGCUCACUCCACCCUCGUCGCCGUCGCUGCUGGAUUUUUACGCGCACGACGACGCGGGGAGCAUCAGGCAGAAGCGAGGGCGCAGGACUUGGGCCAGGAAGCGCGCCGCUACGCACAACUGCGAGUUUCCAGGCUGUGGGAAAACAUACACGAAGAGCUCCCACCUCAAAGCGCACAUGAGGACGCACACAGGUGAAAAACCGUACCACUGCAACUGGGAAGGCUGCGGCUGGAAGUUCGCCAGGUCAGACGAGCUGACGCGUCACUUCAGAAAGCACACGGGACACAGACCUUUUCAGUGUCACCUGUGCGAGCGCGCAUUUUCCCGCUCGGAUCAUCUGGCGCUUCACAUGAAGAGGCACAUGUAGGUUUCCAACCAAGGACACGGACUCACUCCAAAACCUGGAGAACUCCACGUGGCCCGCUUACCUUUUGCAGAGGAGCAUCAUCAAGUUUUACUACUUUUAUAUCCUCCAAUAAAUAUCAAAUGUAUUCCUGUAGAAUGUUCUAGUUUUGCUACAAAGUUUGCAUUCUUACAUUUAUCGCACUGUCAAACCAAUCAAGUGCCUUAUACACACACAAAAAAAAGGCAAACUACUGUAAAGCUUUUGAACAGAAUGAAGAUAUAAAUGUGCGUGAGAGAUUAUAAUACCAUCCUUCUGAUUUAUUAACAGCUUUUUAUACCAGAUGGAUCAGAGGUUUGGUUAUUUUUCUGUAAAUAUUUGUGCAUACAUGAAUCACUUUGCCUAACAUGAGUAUUUAAGAGGUUUUCUCACGCUGUCAUCUUAAUAAGUUAUUGUUGAAUGAGUUAUUGAGCCAUAACAUGACUGCUGACUUGCUUUCCCAAAAGGAAAACUCAGCGUGGGCAGGACCCAGAACUUUUUAUAGAUGGGUGACAAAUUAAAGGGAAAAAGCUGGUUAAGUAAUUUGGAAUUAAUGCAAUGAAAAUGCUUCUAUUUCUGGAGCACCAGGGGUCACCAGAUGGUUGAGUUUGAGAAUGAUGUGCCAACAGAUCUCAACUCAGUUGAACACCUAUGGGAGAUUUUGGACCAAGGUGUUCAAUAGUGCUCAUCAAAAUGCCAAAAUGAGGGGUAUCUUUUAGAAGGUCUCUUCAAUCGAGUUAAUUACUGAAGCUUGUGAUGACCCAUCAUCACCAUACUUUAUGGUGGUUCCACUUAUAUGGCUUUUCCUUCUAAUAUGUCACCCAUCUGUAGGCAUUGUAUGUUUUGAAUGUUUACAUCUUUGCUACUAAUACAAUCAAAACAGGUCAGGGUUUUUAUUCACUUUUUAUUUUUUUUUCUCCAUGAAUCUUAUUGGUGCACAUAGAGUUUAUGAAGGUUUGGUUUAUAAAUAAUAACCAAUUCAGGUACUUAAAUGUGUCUUAAAAAUGUAUAGCCAAAUAUAGUUCAAUUUUCAGGAGAACAAGGACCCCUCAAGUCAUUGGAUUUUACUCCCCUGCCAAAUAAAAUACUUAUAUUCUUGUGGAACAAUAAUGUCUGAGGAAGGAAGAAAUCUGCUGCACUCCCGUUGUUGAACUAUGCUACAGAUGCUAUACUUGAAACAAAAUUUUGAUGAACUCAGAUGUAUCAUUGUUCAUGACUGCAAUUUUAGAUUUUUUUUUAAUGUGGUAAAUGACUAAAAAAUAAU
Messenger RNA from Thalassophryne amazonica, 2679 nucleotides. It is a transcript of the gene klf17, whose product is annotated as Kruppel-like factor 17. Gene Ontology annotation, biological process: regulation of transcription by RNA polymerase II. The transcript has 3 exons. Gene Ontology annotation, molecular function: DNA-binding transcription factor activity, RNA polymerase II-specific; RNA polymerase II cis-regulatory region sequence-specific DNA binding. The record is from RefSeq and is a predicted model, not a curated record. Bases 99 to 1400 code for a protein of 433 amino acids. NCBI's taxonomy places the organism in Eukaryota, Metazoa, Chordata, Actinopteri, Batrachoidiformes, Batrachoididae.